AUGCGAUACAGAAAUUGGGACGUGCUCCUAUUCCCUGGCGGAGGAAGGAUUCCUGUCUCUGAGUUCAAAACUCAGUGCUUCGUGACUAAGGACCAUGACUCCCCAUUCCUGCAGACGCCUCAUCUCGGCCCGCAACGAUACCAGGGGCCAUUGAUAUUCAACCAGCUUCCUGUCCUGUCAACUUUCAUCCCCAGUUUGCCGCCUGACAGCCCGUUCCAGAUCUCCGUCCACAGCUGGGAGACUCCGCGCCCAAGUGUCCAGUUUGAGACUAACAUGGGACCGGAGGACACUUUGAUGUUCGAAGUUCGUGUUUAUAUUGAUGGGGUCUUUUCCUCUGGUAGUCUCUACGCGCAGAGAACCUCUUGGCCGCAGGUUAUGAGCUUGAGUUCACAUCCCGAUCGUGAGGGUAAUCAGGAUACUCUUCGCUUCCCGCCCUUCCACCGCGAGAUACUCCAACAGAGGACAUGGGAUGCAGCAGAUCCACAUGGUCGAAUCAGGGUUGUUUUUGCGGAGGGUUUCUCUCGCCCAAAUCGUUCACCACCUUUUGAACGCUAUCGAGAUUUUCUUACCUUCUCCUUUCAACAUGCGCCUUUGAACAUUUUGGAGAACGCCGAAAUUGCCUGGCCGAAUCCCAAGUUAUGGUUACCGGUUACCAAUACUCCUCGUUAUGCAACGGCAGCCUCGUAUGGAACCGCGAAGGAAUAUGACGACCAUGGGCAUUCGCCAAUCAGAUCUGGCAGACUUGAUGGUCGACUUGUGGCAAUGCCAGUCAAUCCGGGCAGUCAGUCAAGCAGUGAUACAGCCACAUUCAGCGGUGGCUCCUUGUCGGCGUAUAACGCCUGGGCACCUCACCGUGGCUUUCCCAUUCCAGUGACGCAGUGGAACGAGUGCCCCCAAGGGCCACGAUGGGAACCGCAAGAUGCAUACGCAUUGGACGCGGGCAUAGACACCGAAGUUGACGAUACAGCAUGGCGCCAGCGCGGUGCCCGGUCCUCUCACGAGGAUGUUGCAAUGCCUGACUACAGCUCACGUUCGAGCAGCAGCCGACCUCUUUCUAGCUUGACUGGUUUCAGCUUCGAGCACAGCAAUGCUGAUAUCCCUGACUACAUGAUUGAGCGCGGUAACCGGAGCAUCACUGUUCAUCUAGAUGACGAUCAUCGCUACCACGAGCUGAUUCAGUCUCUUACCCCGACCAAAGCUGCACCUACCAUGGGAACCCGCGCGCCUUCCAAUACUCCUUCUGAAAGCAUGCCAAUGCCACCACCCAAGGUAUCUGCUGCGGCGAUGGCACGCUCGGCCGGCUAUACUCGAACCCGUCGGACUGCAGUUCUCACGGACAACUCACAGCCAAGUACCCGGGAGGUUUCAGGGUCAAGUCAGUCUCUGGUUUCUGAGAGAAGUCAGCGACUUAGGAUGGUUGUCAGCAGGAAAUCUAGCAAAGAGGUUCUGAAAGACAAACAAAAGAUGCACAAAGAUCAGCCUGAGUCAGACAAGGAAAACCAUGUCCAUGAUGAGCAAUCUGGCAAUGCAACACAGGAAAGUCCCAAGCAGGAUGAGCAGGAUAAUUUACUGGAGACUGCAAAGGAGAUUGCUAAGAAGGCUGAGAGUCUGCUCGUGGAGACCAUGAAGGAGACUGUAGUUGAGGCGGAAUCAUAA
This is a messenger RNA of Penicillium brevicompactum, 1656 nucleotides long. RefSeq lists its product as uncharacterized. NCBI's taxonomy places the organism in Eukaryota, Fungi, Ascomycota, Eurotiomycetes, Eurotiales, Aspergillaceae. The transcript is spliced from 5 exons. Bases 1 to 1656 code for a protein of 551 amino acids. The record is from RefSeq and is a predicted model, not a curated record.